ACAAGAGAGGACGAGAGAGAGCGAAGGGGACCAGAGAGAACGAGAGGGAGAUGUCGUUCGAUCUCGUGUUGAAGCCGGCGUGCGAGGGCUGUGGAUCGUCGUCGGAACUCUAUGGUAGCACUUGCAAGCACACCACGCUCUGCCUCCCCUGCGGCAAGUCUAUGGCGCAGAAUCGCGUUCGCUGUCACCUCUGUGGCACCCCAGUCACCAAAUUGAUCCGGGAGUACAAUGUCCGAUCGAGUGUCAAUACAGACAAAGCAUUUUAUAUUGGAAGAUUUGUUACUGGAUUGCCGCCGUUCUCAAAGAAGAAGAGUGCUGAGAAUAAGUGGUCGCUUCACAGGGAUACGCCGCAAGGGCGGGAGAAGUACAAGAAUAAACCUUGGAUUUUGGAGGAUGAGACUGGUCAGCAUCAGUUUCAAGGACAGCUAGAGGGUGCACAGUCUGCGACAUAUUACCUUCUAAUGUUACAUGGGAAGGAGUUUACAGCUUUGCCUGCUGGUUCCUGGUAUAACUUCAAUAAAAUUGCACAAUAUAAGCAAUUGACACUUGAAGAGGCUGAGGAGAAGAUGAGCAAAAGGAAGCACAAUGCAACUGGAUAUGAAAGGUGGAUGAUGAAAACAGCGACUAAUGGUGCUGCUGCUUUUGGUGAAGCAAGAAAAGCUGAGCUCAUGGCUAGUGGUGGGUCAGAUGGUGGUCGUCCUAAGAAAGUAAAAAGUAAUGACGAUGGAAACCAUUCUGAUAAGGGUGAGGAAGAUGAGGAGCAAGAAGAGGCAAGGAAAAAUAGGCUUGGGCUUAACAAAAAGGAUAUAGAUGAUGAUGAAGAUAAUGCAAAAGGAGGUGAUCUUGAUCUUGAUGAUGAUGAUCCUGAAAAAGGUGAUGACUGGGAACAUGAAGAGAUUUUCACUGAUGAUGAUGAAGCUGUGGGCAACAAUCCAGAGGAGCGAGAAGAUUUGGCUCCUGAGAUUCCUGCGCCUCCUGAAAUCAAACAGGAUGAUGAAGAUGAGGCUGAGGAAGAGGAAGGGGGACUGAGCAAGUCUGGAAAGGAACUGAAGAAACUGCUUGGAAAAGCGAAUGGGCUAAAUGAACCAGAUGGCGAUGAUGAUGACGAUGAUGGCGAUGGUAAUGAUGAGACUGGCUCAUCACCUGUACUUGCUCCUAAACUGAAGGAUGGGCCUAAAGAUGAGCCUGCUGAUAACAGUCCAUCAAAAUCAGCACCUAAUGGAUCUACCAAAAGCACACCUCCUUCAUCAAAGUCUGCAAAGACGAAAAGAAAGCCUGGAAGUGAUGAUGCCAAAUCUUCAAAUGGAGCACCUUCCAAGAAGAUGAAGACAGAAAAUGAAACAAGACCUACGUCUGAAGAGACUCCAACUAAGACUAGUGGUACAACCAAAGGUUCUGCUUUGUCUUCAAGAACUGGUGCAGCACCAGCCCCAUCAACUGCUCCAGUAACAGAGGAGGAAAUAAGGAGCGUCCUUCUGGCAAUGGCUCCAGUAACCACACAAGACUUGGUUGCUAAGUUUAAGGCGAGGCUAAAAUCUCAAGAGGAUAAAUCAGCAUUUGCAGAAAUUCUGCGCAGAAUUUCGAAAAUACAGAAGACAAAUGGUCACAGCUAUGUUGUGUUGAGGGAGAAAUAAAACAAGAUGUUUGUGUUGAGACAUUGAAUAUAUAAUCUUGACAAGCUUUUUCACCUGCACUUGUAUAAUUUUUGUGCUUUUUUUUUUUCAUGAAUUGAAACUUUUGUACUUUGCUUAUCAGACUUCAUCUAUUCUAUAUGAUAAUCUCAGCUUUGGUUGUGGUUA
This is a messenger RNA of Dioscorea cayenensis subsp. rotundata (Guinea yam), 1799 nucleotides long. Its product is annotated as transcription initiation factor IIF subunit alpha. Lineage: Eukaryota; Viridiplantae; Streptophyta; Magnoliopsida; Dioscoreales; Dioscoreaceae. The record is from RefSeq and is a predicted model, not a curated record. Gene Ontology annotation, cellular component: transcription factor TFIIF complex; nucleus. Bases 51 to 1634 code for a protein of 527 amino acids. Gene Ontology annotation, biological process: transcription initiation at RNA polymerase II promoter; positive regulation of transcription elongation by RNA polymerase II. Gene Ontology annotation, molecular function: DNA binding; TFIIF-class transcription factor complex binding; RNA polymerase II general transcription initiation factor activity. The transcript has 9 exons.